Hyaloscypha bicolor E is the source of this 759-nucleotide messenger RNA. RefSeq lists its product as uncharacterized. The record is from RefSeq and is a predicted model, not a curated record. The transcript is spliced from 3 exons. The coding region runs from base 1 to 759 and encodes 252 amino acids. NCBI's taxonomy places the organism in Eukaryota, Fungi, Ascomycota, Leotiomycetes, Helotiales, Hyaloscyphaceae.
AUGCAUUUCCCAUCUCUCGCCGCGUCCAACAUGGUUCCUGACUACGAAGUCAAGCUCCUUCUCGACCCCGACAUGGUCCUCGGAUCCGACCACAAGCUCACGCCGACCGUUCUCUCGACCUUCGCCAUGCCAACAAAAGUUACAAAAAUGAACGUUCAGUUCCUCGACACGAGUACCGAGGAGAUCUAUAAUACCGGGUGGAGUCCUCGCUUACGCAAAAUCGAGGGUGUGGCAGACUUCGAGGAAACGUAUAAGAAGCGCUACGCGAUUACUGGGGGAGAUAUCGAUGCCGCGCUCACGACAGCAAACAAUGAAGGUUUCGAUUCUGACACGACGAAAUAUGAUGCUCAGAUCGAAUGGGGCUACCAGAAACUGACACUCUCCAUCAGCCGUGGCAUGGACUUACCAGGAACAAGCAGGUCUCGAACACUCAUGAUCAACGAUGCCCCUGACAAAUUUGACAACUGGCUGUUUAACAACUGGGGUACUGACGCGUUGGCGGUGUCGCGCAUUUUCGGCCCGGUUUUUGCAAAGCGGUCGAUUGGCACUUGGAGCGGGUUGAAAUUGUACAUCGAGGUCUGGCCGAUUAUUGAUGCAGCUGGUACGGGCACGGAAUACAUUGUCGAGGCGUCCUUCAAAACGACGAGCCGGACAACGGCUUUGAGUAAGCAUGAUGGCAUGAUCGCUUUUCUGCAGGGCAAGGGAUGGUUUCUGGCACAGGACUCCUUGAAGACUCAGCUGAUCAUGGACCGAUACUGA